Messenger RNA from Vollenhovia emeryi, 978 nucleotides. RefSeq lists its product as uncharacterized. The transcript has a single exon. The annotation marks the transcript as partial. NCBI's taxonomy places the organism in Eukaryota, Metazoa, Arthropoda, Insecta, Hymenoptera, Formicidae. The record is from RefSeq and is a predicted model, not a curated record.
CUUGGAUGGGACGAUCGAGUUCCGGAUUCCGUUUUCGCGCAUUGGCAGCUCCUUUAUUCGAAGCUGCCGUCUCUAAACCGUCUCUCGCUUCCUCGGUGGACGGGCGCGCAACCGGCGUCCCAUCUCGAGCUGCACGGCUUCGCCGACGCGUCUACUCACGCCUACGCCGCGGUCGUUUAUUUGAAAGCGAUCACGUCGGAUGGCGACGUUACGGUUUCGCUGCUCGCGGGCAAAUCCAGAGUCGCUCCGAUUUCUCCGCUGACCGUCCCUCGGCUCGAGUUGUCGGCCGCUCUCCUCCUCUCUCGUUUAAUUCUAUUUGUACGACAUUCACUUGAUCUGGAGUCCGUACCGUGUACGUGCUGGACUGAUUCCACCAUCGUCCUGACGUGGCUUCGAUCUCAUCCUUCGAGAUGGACUGUUUUCGUGGCGAAUCGCGUCGCCAAGAUCCAAAAGAAUUUGCCCCAGGUCGUCUGGCGCCAUGUGCCGACCGCCUGCAACCCCGCCGACUGUGCGUCGAGGGGCCUUCACGGCGACGAGCUCGUCGCGCAUAAACUGUGGUGGAGCGGUCCUCCAUGGCUCAUUUCGCCGUCUACAGAAUGGCCCAUGGAACCCGACCUGCACCGGAGCGAUAUUCCGGAACAAAAGAAGGUGCACACCCUUACCGCCCAGCCCCUUCCGGCGAGCUGGGAUUUGGCCACACGAUUCUCAUCGUGGCCCAAGUUGGUCCGCGUCACGGCCUACCUGUACCGUUUUCUGCGCUCAUGUCGUAGUCCGACUCGACGCUCUGCUCCGCUUCCGCCUCCGAGCCGUGCGCUCACUUCCACGGAAUACGCUCUAGCCAAACGCUUCUGGAUCCGAUAUGUUCAGGACGAGGUAUUUCGAGUCGAGAUGCAGGCCCUGCGUGCCGGGCGCAGCAUUGCUUCCAAGAGUUCUAUCGCGUCGUUAAACCCAUUCUUGGAUGAUGACGGCGUGUUGAGG